This is a messenger RNA of Rhinocladiella mackenziei CBS 650.93, 1116 nucleotides long. RefSeq lists its product as uncharacterized. Gene Ontology annotation, biological process: translational initiation; formation of cytoplasmic translation initiation complex; formation of translation preinitiation complex. The transcript is spliced from 2 exons. Bases 1 to 1116 code for a protein of 371 amino acids. Gene Ontology annotation, molecular function: translation initiation factor activity; mRNA binding; translation initiation factor binding. The record is from RefSeq and is a predicted model, not a curated record. NCBI's taxonomy places the organism in Eukaryota, Fungi, Ascomycota, Eurotiomycetes, Chaetothyriales, Herpotrichiellaceae. Gene Ontology annotation, cellular component: eukaryotic translation initiation factor 2 complex.
AUGGCUGAAGUUGUAAGCCACGUCAUACACCCCCCACAUCCACAUGCAUCAGUUGAGGAAUUCAAACUGAAACCUCAUGCACCUCGCCCCACCGGGAAAAAUACCACUUCAUCCUCCAACGCUCUCCGAGAUAAUACUGACACUUCCAUUGUCCAGGAAUCGCCCCCGGUCGAACGAAGACCCCGCAAAUCUGUAGCCUUCAGUGGCGACGACACAAUUAUGGACGAAAAUGGCGAGAUUUCAGAAGCCCCUCACAGCGGCACAGAUGAGAAAGUCACAGCAGAGAAACACUCAUCACCUCCUGAAGACAAAGCUGUCGACGAGAUAACCGACAUGUUCGCCGGGUUGAACAAGAAGAAGAAGAAAUCCUCAAAACCCAAGACCGAAGAUACGGCGGCAGAAGGCGACGCUCCGGUGGCAACAGUAGACGGCGACUUCGAUGCAUCAACACUGAAAAAAAAGAAGAAGAAGUCCUCAAAGCCCAAGACAGACGCCGGAGACUUUGCCGCGAAACUGGCCAACGCAGGCGUCGAAGGACCAGGCGAUGGUGGCGAGCACGCGACGGAUACGGAACCACAGGAACAAACAGGCGACUUGGGCGCAGGAACAGGAAUCUGGGCGCACGACGCAACAACACCCAUCUCGUAUGAUCUUCUCCUCAAACGCUUCUUCCAGCUCGUCAACGAACACAACCCCGACAUUCUGUCUUCGGGCAGCAAGUCGUACAAGAUCCCGCCGCCACAAUGCCUGCGAGAAGGCAACAAGAAGACGAUAUUCGCCAAUAUCGCCGAGAUCUGCAAGCGCAUGAACCGAAACGACGAGCACGUCACGCAGUUUUUGUUUGCCGAAUUGGGCACCUCGGGUUCCGUCGACGGCAGCAAGCGCCUCGUCAUCAAGGGUCGAUUCCAACAGAAACAGAUUGAGAAUGUCCUGCGUCGGUACAUUGUCGAAUACGUUACAUGCAAGACCUGCCGCUCACCCAACACCGAACUGUCCAAGGGUGAAAAUCGUCUAUAUUUCGUCACCUGCAACUCCUGUGGCUCGAGAAGGUCGGUCACAGCCAUCAAAUCUGGAUUUACCGCCCAGGUUGGCAAGCGCAAGAGACUUAAUGGUUAG